Molecule: messenger RNA, 1592 nt
Organism: Colletotrichum navitas
Lineage: Eukaryota; Fungi; Ascomycota; Sordariomycetes; Glomerellales; Glomerellaceae
Product: short chain dehydrogenase
Exons: 5
Coding region: 310-1401 (363 amino acids)
Cellular component (GO): intracellular anatomical structure
Molecular function (GO): oxidoreductase activity, acting on NAD(P)H, oxygen as acceptor
Source: RefSeq, a predicted model, not a curated record
UCAACCACAUCGGUGCUCAAGUCGAUGCGUUACUCGACUGAUGGUGUUGUAAUACUGCCCCAACUGAUCGCCAGUUCCAUUCUGCGAGGGAGAACUAGCUUCAUCUCAGAUCAUCCAAGUCGCUGCCCAACAAUAAAAGGUUCGCACGCUGACAUCAUCCCGCCGUUCAGUUUCAAAACUAAACGGCGCCUCCAAAAUCCAACAGGAUUACAUCUGUUAUCCUCCCUUUCUGGUUGAGAACCUUACUUUCACCUUCGCUGGAGACGUCUUACGGACGACAGCACUCUGCGCAAUACAAAGACAGUCACAAUGUUUCGUCCCCUCAGCGCCCGGCUCGUUCGGAUGGGCCGUCCCAUCACUCAGCACGCCCAGACACGCGCCAAGUCCACUCAGACUGCCCAAGCAGGCAUCACGACUACCAGGCCUCAGCACCAACAACAGUCGAGAUCCAUCAGCGGCAGCCCCAAUGUCAGAGAGAAGCCCCAUCCCGGCCAGUACUCAAGAACCGACCCCGACGUUACGGUCGAGUACCCCGAGGACCACGAGCUUCCUUCCAGUAAGCCUGUCCGUGGCCACGGCGGUGGCAUUGGCAAGCCCACACUUGCAUCUUUCUCUCUGGAGGGCAAUGUCGGCGUCGUCACCGGUGGUGCCCGCGGUCUGGGCUUGGUUAUGGGCCAGGGCAUGGUCUACUCUGGCAGCGAUCUCGCCAUUGUCGACCUCAAUAAGGAAGAGGCAGAGCUCCAGGCCAAGAACCUGAUCGAGGCAUUCAAGAGAGAAAACCCCGAAGCAAAAAGAGCCCCCAAGGUCACUGCCCAUCACGCAGACGUCUCAGACCAGGCGUCUGUUGAGGCCUGCCUUGCCGAGGUCCUCGCUGCUCACGGCAAGAUUGACAACCUAGUCACAUCGGCCGGCUUCACCGAGAACUUCGACGCUGUUAACUAUCCGAUCGAUCGCAUGCGCAAGCUCUGGGGCGUCAACGUGGACGGUACCUACCUCUUUGCGAUUGGCGUUGCUAAGCACCUCAUGGAGCGCAAGUCGCCUGGCAGCAUGGUCUUUAUUGGCAGCAUGUCUGGUUCGAUUGUCAACGUCCCUCAGCCGCAGGCACCUUACAAUGCCGCCAAGGCUGGUGUCCGCCACCUGGCUGCUUCCUUGGCUGUCGAAUGGGCCCACGCCGGCAUCCGCGUCAACUGCAUUUCGCCCGGCUACAUGCUCACAGCCUUGACCGAGAAGAUCCUCGAUGACAACCCGGACCUCAAGCAGAAGUGGACAUCCCUAAUUCCCCAGGGCAAGAUGGGUCAGCCUAAGGACUUGAUGGGCCCCGUGACUUUCCUCCUGUCCGACGCUGCCCAGUACGUUACGGGCGCUGACCUUCGAGUCGACGGCGGUUACACUGUUACAUAAGAGAACGAUUACAUACAUGUUGAUGGCCAGAAUGGGGAAGAAAAGGCAUAAAAGGCGAGAGACGUCAUUCGGUGCUGAAAUGAUGGGCGUUUGGUUCCAAGAACAUUGACAUCUAUCCGUUGAUUGUCAAAGGAGUAUUGCAAAUUAAUAUUAUAUUACUCAAAAAGUCUAGUGAUAAUUCCCCGCCCUGG